AUGCCGGAGCAGUGCGUGUCCGUCUCCGAGUUCGUGGAGGAGGUUCUGGAGGACUGGAGCUCGCCUACCACGUCAUCCUUCUCCUCCAAAAUGAACGGAUGCCGGAAUACCGUGCACCUGCUGGAGGAGGCUCUGGAUAGUGACCGUUUGUUACUGCAGAAGAUGAAAAAAGCAGCCAAAGCCAAAUACGCGUCUGGACAAGAGCACGUGUCCCACCUGGAGCAGUACAUCCUGUCCAUGGAGAAGCUGUCCAUCAACUGCCACUCUAGUGGCGAGACAGAGGUGGGCUCCGCCUUCUGCCGCAUGGCCGACUUCUCCAAGGAGCUGGUCUCGCCCAUCAACAACCUGUUGAAAAGCAUGCUCCACAACAUCAACUUUUUCCUGGACUCCCUAGUAAAAGGAGACCUACGUGAAGUCAAGGGGGAUCUGAAGAAGCCUUUCGAUCGAGCGUGGCGAGACUACGAGAGCAGAUUCAAGCAGGUGGAGAAGGAGAAGCGAGAACUGGCGCGUCAGUACGGGAUGGUGAGGAAUGAGGUGAGCGGCGGCGAGAUCGCCGAGGAGCUGGAGAAGGAGAGGCGGGCUUUCCAACUCAGCAUGUGCGAGUAUCUGAUCAAGGUGAACGAGAUCAAGAGCAAGAGGGGAGUGGACCUGCUGCACAACCUCAUCAAACACUUUCACUGCCACAAUAAUUUCCUGCAGGAGUGCGUGGCCAGCACGCAAAGGCUGAAGCAAUACAUGGACGAGCUGAACGGCGUCCUUGCAUCCGUGAAGCAGCGUCAGGAGGAAGAAAAACGUCAAUUAGUCUCCCUCAGAGAUCAACUCAGGCCCGUUGUGCACAGCCAGCAGGACAGUUUAGCAAAGCCGGUUUACAGCAUGCAUCAGCUGCUGGGAGACAAACAGUACGGAACAGAAAGGACCGGAUUCCUUUACAAGAAGAGUGAUGGGUUAAGAAAAAUGUGGCAGAAGCGGAAAUGCUGGGUUCACAACUGCUACCUGACCAUCGCGCACGCGACGCCCAACAAAACCCCCACCAGACUCAACUUACUCACCUGCCAAGUCAAACCCAGCGUGGAGGACAAGAAGUGCUUCGACCUCAUCUCUCCAGAUAAUCGCACGUAUCACUUCCUGGCUGAAGACGAAGCUGAGUGUCUCGCCUGGAUCUCGGUACUGAGCAACAGCAAACAGGAAGCGCUGACGGCGGCGUUGGACGGCGUCCGGAAAGGCGGCACCGAGAGCAGCGUGGAGGAUCUGACCCACGCCAUUGCCCAGGACAUCCGACGCAUGCCCGGGAACAACCGCUGCUGCGACUGCGGCGCUCCCGACCCCGGUUGGGUGUCCACCAACUUGGGCAUCCUGACCUGCAUCGAGUGCUCCGGUGUGCACCGCGAGAUGGGCGUCCACAUCUCCAGGAUCCACUCGCUCAGCCUGGACAGCCUCGGAACUUCGGACCUGCUGCUGGCCCGGAACGUAGGAAACAGCGGUUUCAACGAGAUCCUGGAAGCCAACCUGCUCAGUCCUUCCAUGAAGCCGUCGCAACACAGCCACAUGACGGAGCGAAAGGAGUUCAUCACGUGCAAGUAUCAGGACGUUCAGUUCGUGCGUCCGGGCCCCAACCCGGCGACGGCCCUCAGAGUCCUUCACGAAGCCACCAAGAACGCCGACAUCUACAGCUUGCUGCAACUGCACGUGCAGCGCACGCAACUUGGGCAAGCGCUGCACACCCACAUACAGGAGAAAGGGGAGACAGCCCUCCACCUGGCCGUCCUAUUGGCCGACAGGACGUCUCUCCACAUCCUGGACUUCCUGGCUCAGAACUGUUCCAACGUGGAUGUGCAGACGUCGUGCGGCAACACGGCGCUUCACUACAGCUGUCUCCACAACAAAAGCGACUGCGUCAAACUGCUGCUGAGGGCCAGAGCCAACACGCACAUCAAGAACGAGUUGGGAGAGACGCCAUUGGACGUGAGCCGCAGGCUGAAGCACAACCACUGUGAGGCGCUGUUGCAGCAAGCCCAAUCUAACCAUUUCGACCAUCACGUGCACGUGGAGUACGAGUGGCGCCUUCGCCACGACGACGUUUACGACAGCGACGACGAUUUCGAAGACAAGAACGGUCCCGUGAAGAAGGAGCGUUCGUCCUCGUCCUUCUCCUUCCCCUCGCGACCUUUCAACUUCGGGCUGACGUCUUCCGUUUCCUCGGCGCCCCCCGGCGGCGGGCUGCUGAGCGUGGGCCGGCGGCUGGCCACGGCCAUGGAGCACCACGUUAGGCCGCCCGCCCAGUCGCAAAGUCCCCCGCCGCCGCCCCCCUCUUCGCCCGCGCCGCCACUGCCCCCCAGGGUGAAGGCGCCCAACGUUCCUCCGCCGCCACCGCCGGCAGGUGAAGACCAAUUGGAGCAAGAUGAAGAAGAGGAAGUGUUCUCCCCCGUGACGGGAAACUGGAAAUGGACCCCUCAGGUCGCCGCCCGACACAAAAGGAGCUGCUCCGAGUCUAGUAACCACGAUUAUGGGAUGCCGGCCAAUCACGGGAGGAUCUCCAGUGAUGCGGAUUCAUCUUUUCAGAAUCCGUUGUCUCUCAGCUCGCUGACCGAACGUCCAGAUAGAGCCUAUCGCAGAGCAGACAGCGACACGAGCGGUGCCCGCCGUCAGCACCCUAGGAGAGCCUCUCCCAACGGCUCAUCGGUCAAUCGCCGCUCGCAGAGCUUCGAGAGCACUGGCCGAGGCCCUGCCCCUCAGCCGCUCCCACGCAGGUCGCUGCCUCGGGGAAGUCGAGGGGCCGCCCGUCGGGUCCGGGCGCUUUACGACUGCGAGGCCGACCACCAUGAUGAGCUGAGCUUCAGCGAGGGGCAAGUCUUGGUGGUCCUGGGGCAGGAGGAUCCCGACUGGUGGCACGGCUACAUUGAAGAGAAGCCAGAGCAGCGAGGCUUGUUCCCCUCUUCCUUCGUGCAGCCCAUGUCAAACUGA
This is a messenger RNA of Nerophis lumbriciformis (worm pipefish), 2961 nucleotides long. Lineage: Eukaryota; Metazoa; Chordata; Actinopteri; Syngnathiformes; Syngnathidae. The record is from RefSeq and is a predicted model, not a curated record.